This is a messenger RNA of Diaporthe amygdali, 621 nucleotides long. Its product is annotated as nudix domain protein. The transcript has a single exon. Gene Ontology annotation, molecular function: hydrolase activity. Bases 1 to 621 code for a protein of 206 amino acids. Lineage: Eukaryota; Fungi; Ascomycota; Sordariomycetes; Diaporthales; Diaporthaceae. The record is from RefSeq and is a predicted model, not a curated record.
AUGGCCCCACCACCACCACCCCCAGCAGACUUCACUUUCGACCCGUCCCUGUCUGCCUACAAUGUCCUCAUCCAUGACUACCUCUCCAAGCUAAAUGAGACCGCAACGCCCAAACUGGAGGGUUUAGCCACCGGUGCCGUCGUCUUCAGCACGCACCACCCCGCAGACCAGCACGACCGAGUCCUGCUGAUCCAGCGUGCAUCGCACGACUCCAUGCCCAACAGGUGGGAGAUCCCAGGCGGCGCCGUCGACGCGGAUGAGACGGUCCUGGGAGGGCUAGCGCGAGAGGUGUGGGAGGAGAGCGGGCUCAAGGUCAGCCGCGUCGCCUCCUCGGUCUCGCCCGGCGAGGGCUUGGCCGCGGGCGCCGUGUUCCGCACCACGCGCGGCAGGUUCGUCUUCAAGCUUACGUUUGUUGUCGAUGUGGAGGACUCUUCUGCUGUGAUGUUGGACCCGAACGAGCACCAGGAUUAUGUGUGGGCGACGGAGGAGGAGUGCCGGGCGAAGCGGGUUGAGAGGUCUGCAGAGGGGAAAGGAGCGACGGAGUUGGUGUUCACGACUGCGGCGCAGGAGGAGGCUAUUCUGACGGCUUUUGAGGUGCGCAAGCGGGACCGCACAGUGUGA